This is a messenger RNA of Seriola aureovittata, 1200 nucleotides long. RefSeq names its product procathepsin L-like. Lineage: Eukaryota; Metazoa; Chordata; Actinopteri; Carangiformes; Carangidae. The coding region runs from base 28 to 1083 and encodes 351 amino acids. Gene Ontology annotation, cellular component: lysosome. Gene Ontology annotation, biological process: immune response. The record is from RefSeq and is a predicted model, not a curated record. The transcript has 8 exons. Gene Ontology annotation, molecular function: cysteine-type endopeptidase activity.
CCCAGGACGAUUAUCUGGUCAGACCAGAUGGUCCAGUUAAAAUACCUGAUAUGGCAGCGCCCUGUUUCGCUGUUUAUUGUAUAUGAGUGGGAUCUAUGUUGCUGCUGUUUCAGGAUGUUGCUGUGUGCCUGCGUGAUACUCUUGGUGGCCUCAGAUCUGGGCUUCUGUUUGGAUGAAGCCGACCUAGACGCCCAGUUCGAACAGUGGAAGAACAUCUAUGAAUAUGAAUAUGAUGAUGAUGAUGAUGAUGAUGAUGAAGAGCACCUGAAGGAGAUCUUGAAGGAGAUCAUGCAUACGAUUGAAGUCCACAACCGAGAAGCAGAACAGGGCAAACACUCCUACAAACUGGGGAUGAACCACCUCGUAGACACGCUUUGUCUCACCUGUCUCUGUAAUGUAAAGGUUUACAAUAACAAUUGCUCACUGGCGGCGUUACCCAGAUCUAUCGACUACCGUGAGAAAAGCAUGGUGACUCCAGUCAAAGACCAGGGAUCAUGUAGCUCCUGUUGGGCAUUCAGUGCUGUGGGGGCUCUCGAGGGACAGUUGGCCAAGACGACGGGCCAACUGCUGAGCCUCAGUCCUCAGAACCUGCUGGACUGUGACCGUCAGAGUGAUGGCUGUGAAGGAGGACAAAUGACCGAGGCCUUUGAGUAUGUUGAAGAGAAUGGAGGCAUUAACUCUGAGGAGGACUACCCGUACAUGGGAGAGACCCAGCAUUGCCGCAACAAACCAUCAGCCUUUGCAGCCCAAGUCAAAGGCUUUGAGGAGAUUCCAGAGGGGGACGAAUGUGCCCUGGCUCAAGCCCUGUAUCACGUGGGUCCCCUGUCUGUGGCCAUCGACACCAACCAUAUAAAGUUCCAGCUAUACAAGAGUGGUGUUUACUACAACCCAGAAAAUAAGAAAGACCUCUUGGAUCACGCCAUGCUGUUAGUGGGCUAUGGAGAGACCGCAGAGGGGGUGAAAUACUGGAUUGUGAAGAACAGCUAUGGGACGGAUUGGGGCGAGGAGGGUUACAUCCGGAUUGCACGUGACCAUGGCAACCACUGUGGUAUUGCCAGCGAGGCCAGCUACCCGGUCCUGUGAAAGGGGAAAUGGACGGAUAAAGAGGAAAAUGAAGGAGGUGAAAAAUAACUAAAAAAGAGAAGUGAUGAACCUGCCUGCGACACACUUGUUGUUCAACGCCCAAUUGUGACUUUUGAA